Triticum turgidum subsp. durum (durum wheat) is the source of this 2208-nucleotide messenger RNA. The record is from the annotation of a GenBank genome assembly. Lineage: Eukaryota; Viridiplantae; Streptophyta; Magnoliopsida; Poales; Poaceae.
AUGUCCAGCCACGAAGAGUUGUUCACCGGCGGCGUUCUCCAUGUCACUGUGCACCAUGUGUACUACCCGGUCACUGAGGAGACGCUGCAACAGGUGUUUACAUUGUAUGGUGUGGUGAAGAUCUCCGUGUUCCAGAGAAUCGACCAUGUGGAGGCAGUGGUUCAACUUCGAUCAAGACGCGGAGCAGCGCAGGCUCUUGCCAUGCAUGGUCGGUGCAUCUAUGAGCGUGCCUGCCUCCUCGACAUCCAGGAUGUGUCACCGGAGUACAACCUGCACUUGUGCUCGCUGCUCGAGCAGAAGCAGACUGCAACCGUGGCUGAGUACACGGUGGCGUUCUGGGAAUGCGUACAUCAUGUGCUGGAUCUCAACCCCAACCUGAGCAUCAAGAGUUUCGUCCACCAAUACAUUGAGGGCUUGCGGGAAGAUAUCAAGGAUGUCGUGCGGUCGCGAUCUCCAUUAAGCAUCACCGGUGCUUCGUCCCUUGCCCGGAUAAGGGAGGAUGAAAUCGUGCAGGAGGCGGCAAUGGCUGCGGAGAAACUUGAUGACGGCCAUGGAGUUCACGUCCUCAUGCCUACGGUGAUCCUCACGGAAGUCUUCCUCGAGCUCACUGCCCCAGUGGAGUGCAGUGCAGACCACAACAUCAUCACCAUUGACAGCAACAACCAUGCUGCACCGACGCCUAUCACAUGUUUGACAGAGUGCCCGAGUCACGCUGCCGCCGUUGACAUCUCCCCUAAGCUGGCAGCUUCUGCUCUAUGCGGAGAGACCGUCGACAUCGAAGCCAUCAGUGUUGCUGCACCAACAUUCGAUGUGUGUUCUAUUGUUGGUCCGACCAAUGCUGAAGUCAACAGUUAUGUGCCGGUGCCCCUCAUUGUGUGGAGUGUCAACCCAUUCUCCGCAGCUCCCCUCAAGGUCGUGCCAACCAUAGCGCAUUGGUCAUGUUCCACCCCCAAACUGGACACCAUGGCGUCAACAAGGUGUUGGACCCUCUGCCUCGACCACAUUGGUGCGUUGACGCCCACAUACAUGCUGGAUAAGAAUGUGAACAUAAGGCAACAAGCACAAAUGUUACGACCAAUGCCAUGGCCAUCAUUUAAGUGCCAUUCAGAAGCAAGCAGUCCUCAAGAUCCACGUCCAGCAACUCAAGGUAUAUUUGGGAAACUAUCUACAUGUCAGCCACACGAGGAUCUCAAUGGUUGGGCUGCCAGUUUGGUCUUGCAUUGGAAUAGCUCAUUUGAUGGACACUAUUUACAACUACUUGCUGCACUGAGAAGUUUCUGCUGUGAGUUAUAUUAUAUUGGGGGGCCCUGUGGUUAUUGGCAAUAUGCGUAUCUGCAGCAGUGGCGUUCAUCUCAGCGAGAAAGUUAUUCGAAUUUUGGGAGGGCUGGCGAUGCUAUAUUGAACACAAAACAAAAAUCACAAAGUUUAUUAAGUAGCAUUCUUGUGGAACUUGUGAGUAGGCAAACCCCCGGAGUCGGCUAUUUCUGCCAAACAUCUGACCAGAAGAACAAAAGGCUUAAUUACAUUCCUGAAGUGGGUGAACAAGUUAUGAGGUUGUGCUCUGUCGAACUGGCACCUUGGGCUUGUUCUGCAUUACAUUUCAUUAAGCCCUACAGUUAUGGGCUGGGUAUGCGCAUAAUUGUGGAGUUGAAGCCUUGGCCAAAAUGGAAAAUCAAUGGUCGUUGUGAGGGCAUGGCUUUAUUUUGGCGGUCUCCUCAUAUGGCAUUCCCUGCAAUAUUUUCAGUAACUACGACCAACGUGUUGCACCAAAUGGAUUGGUGCUAUGCUGUUCAGUGUGUACAACCAACUAAUGCCAUUGGCGAUGCUGCUUUACAGCUGUGUUCUGCAAAAUAUUGGGAUAUCAUGAUGCCUUAUGUUCCAGUUACUCGCUCAUGUGGGCUGCAUCUGCUAGGGAGUAGCGUUCUUGCCUUCCUGAGUGUAUGGUUGUACCCAACAUGUGCAGAAACAGUGUUCAGUUUCAUGUUACAGCUUCAAGCCCUCCUGCUGAUAACAAAGUGUUCGGAUCAUGGAACUCUGAGUGCAGCUACAGCUACUAAAAAGCAGUUCGGAAUCAACAAUAGUUCCUUGAUACAAUCUGAUGUUACAGGUGCGGAUGUUCAUAGGAUGGCUCAAUUAUGUGAUGAAUCAUCAAUCUCAAGGCAGCAUAGGAAUUGCAGUCAUAUUGUUGCAACAUCUCCAGCCUACUAA